UUAAGUAGUUUCUUUUUAGAAACAUAUAUAGACAUAGAUACUUUUGGAAAGAAGAAAAGUUAAUCUUGAUUUUUGAAAUACUUUUAUGUAUGGUUACUAAACUUUAUUAUGGAAUAUUUUGCUCCUGAAUAUUAGAUUGAUGUUCUCCCAUGAAUUUGUGGUCAAAGAAAUGUUGAGUCUGCUUUUUUUAUUUUUAAAAUAGCUUGUUUCAUGCAUUUUCUAUGCACAUACCAAAUUUCAGCAAAAAAUAAUUAUAAGCAAUUAGUCUAAUUAGUGUUAUACCAAGUAUACCACUUUUUUUAGGUAGCCCUAGGCAAACGAUUUUUUGAGGUGGUUUUUUUUAGAAACAUAUAUAAACCUUGACGACUUUUGAAAGAAGAAAGAUUAGGCUUGAUUUUUAUAAACUAUUGUGUAUCGCUUACAUACCUUUUUAUGUAGUAUUUUGCUGAGAAUUUUGCAUGGAAAUUUGGCUGAUGUUGUAACUUGGAUUUGUAGUCGAAGAAAUAUAGAGUCUGCUUUUUUUAUUAUUAAAAUAGUUUUCUUCAUGCAUUUUCUAUAAACAUGCCAAAUUUCAACGAAAAAUAAUUAUAAGCAAUUAGUCUAAUUAGUGUUGGACUUUAGGUACCUAAUUUCGGUUUUUCUGUUGUUGUUUGUUUUGGUAAGCAAAAUCCGGUAGGCGCCGAAAUCCGGAUAAGGGGGCGCUUCAACUAAUAAUCUUAUUUUGAAUUAUUGUGAUAUAUAUUAUUAUAUUUAAAAAAAUAUGGCAAACUAUAGCAAAAAUGUGUUAGAUGCCCUAACAGAAAUCGAAUCUACACAGCCCAUCACUGUUCCUUCUACAUCUGCUAUAAGAGUUACAUCUUCAGCACCUACUAUAACUAUUCCAUGUGUUCAACCUUCUGCUGUUGAAUCUACACAGCCUAUCACAGCUACAUUUACGUGUUCAACGAAUGUUCCUUCUACAUCUGCUAUUUGUGUUCCAGGUGUUCAACCUUCUGCUGUUCGUAAAAAUUAUAUUUGCAUUAUUGAGGUUAAAAUAUCAGUUUCUUGUAAUCGUAACUUGUUUAAAGAAGGGUGGAUACUCCAACUUGCAUUUUGUAAUGUGGUUGGAUACGACUGGGCAGGAAGAGGGGCGUUUGGCGUGGCACAUGUCCCGUCCCUUAUGUCAACUUAUACACCACUUGUAUAUGCUGUAAAGUUUGAAGCAGAGGCAGUUGUUCCAUUUUGUUCGAAAAAAGAUGGAUGGUUAUUUUGGCCAACUUGUGUUCAUGCAAUGAAAGCUACCUAUAAUAAUUUUCCAAUCGUUGAUUCCUGCAACAAGCUUAGACUUAAAAGAGUUAAAGUAACUGGAGAUAAAGAAGUAUGUGCAGGAUUUAAUUUCACAACUUCAGAGGACUCUUAAGAAGAAUUAAAGUUCUGUGGAUCAAAGAUCGAGGAAUGAUUUGGUUUUAACUGGUUUGCAUCUUAUGAAUGAAGUACAUAAUAUGAUUUAUAGUUACACCUAUUGAAAUUCUGUAUCUCAAUGAUAUCCUGGCUUAUCGAUACGAUAUCCUGUAAAUCCACUCACACACAUAAAUUUUACUCACACAUGUAAAUCCUGUAAAUUCACUCACACACAUAAAUCUUAAAAAAGAUGUUUAUAUUUUUAUCUAUAAAUUGUAAAUUUUAUAUAAAUAAAUAGUAUAUUUUUUAUGUUU
Hydra vulgaris (swiftwater hydra) is the source of this 1694-nucleotide messenger RNA. Lineage: Eukaryota; Metazoa; Cnidaria; Hydrozoa; Anthoathecata; Hydridae. The record is from RefSeq and is a predicted model, not a curated record.